GUAAAUUCAGCAAUUGCUCAGAGUCCAUAAUGAUGUGUAACUGCCUUAAUCAUUUCACCGGUUAAUUCUUUCAUUGGUUUAUUUGAAUCAUAAUUCCCUGCCAUUGGUUGACUGAAAAUUGACAUUUCAAAUAUUUACAUUGGGGCAACAGUGGUAGGUAUGUCUGAAUUUCAUAAAAUACAUGUUUCUGUUGAUGAAAUGCGUAAAAAAUCGGAAAGCGAAUCCAAACCCAAUUUGCAACAAGAUGAGGACAGUGAGAGUACUGAAGAACAGCCGUUGGACGUUGGUGAACAUUAUUUGGUACGAAGAUCCGAUGAUUCUUGGCAUCCAGCGGAAAUAAUUCAAUCUCGCUAUAAUGAUUUGGAAAGGCAAUAUGAGUAUUAUGUUCACUAUGAAGGAUAUAAUCGAAGACUGGAUGAAUGGGUUCCAAGAGGAAGAAUAAUGUCUUCGAGAUUCAAUAUGAUGGAAAGUGGUCAAAAGUCUUCUAUGGAUAUGAAAGUAUGGAAGGAUCGCCCAGUGAUUGCUGAUAUGUUAGGUGAUAAUUCCGAUAGAAAAAUUACACGUAACCAAAAACGGAGACAUGAUGAAAUCAAUCACAUUCAGAAAACGUAUGCUGAAAUGGACCCAACUACAGCAGCUCUAGAAAAAGAACAUGAACAAAUUACAAAAGUCAAAUAUAUAGAUAAGAUACAAAUUGGCAGGUUUGAAAUUGAUACUUGGUAUUUUAGUCCUUAUCCUGAAGACUAUGGGCGACAAAGUAAACUUUGGAUUUGUGAAUAUUGUCUGAAAUAUAUGAGAUUAGAGAAAAGUUAUAGAUAUCACAUG
Messenger RNA from Leptinotarsa decemlineata (Colorado potato beetle), 825 nucleotides. RefSeq names its product males absent on the first (gene mof). Lineage: Eukaryota; Metazoa; Arthropoda; Insecta; Coleoptera; Chrysomelidae. Gene Ontology annotation, biological process: regulation of DNA-templated transcription. Gene Ontology annotation, molecular function: histone H4K16 acetyltransferase activity. Gene Ontology annotation, cellular component: MSL complex; NSL complex; NuA4 histone acetyltransferase complex. The record is from RefSeq and is a predicted model, not a curated record.